CGUCUCUGCAGAUGGCGGGCUGCGGGGCACGCAAGACAUCACCGAGAUGCGUGACGCAGCGCGCAGGACCGGCCCCCCGCGCGGUGCGUGCUCGCUGCUCUCCCCGCUGCCACAAGUUUCCUGGCAAAAAAUAUCGAUAUUCGCUCUGUGCGUAAGGCUGCAGCGGUGGGCCGGUGGCAGGUGGCCUCGGACGGUGGUGUGCAGCGCGGCGCGUGGUGCCAGUGCGUGGUGCCAGUGCAGGCGGUGCGUGGCGCGCGGCGCGGCGGCGCGGCCCGGGCGGCAGUCGCUCGCAGCAGGCGGCCGGCUCGGGUCGCUCGGCAGUCGGCAGUCGGCCCCACGCGCUCGCGAUACCGACCCCCAGGUACGGACGGACGCGCCGGUGCGUUCCCGCUGCGACCCCUUACCGUUGGCCCGCUAACACAUAUGCACUUUUCAUUCAUCGCAUCGUAGAUAUCCACACAAUGCCACUAGCGCAUCUGUUGGACAUGUAGUCGCAUGUGCGUUCGUGUAAGGAUCCCGGUUCUAUCGCGAGGAAGAUUAAGGCUUCUUCACAUAAACUGAUACUGGACGCUUCGAACUAGCCGUUCAUAACAAUAUACCGUAAUAGACUAUUGUUAUAUAGUGCUUUCAAUUAGUAAUACUCUAAGUGCCUCCAUUAAUGCUCUGAUCAUAAUUUAAGUUCACAAGUUUGAUCAAUUGAUCAAUUAGAAACACUAGAGUACCGUUCUUUCAAGUGUUGUAACGAAAUAUCUUAUUAUUAUAAUAACUUUGUUUGAACGAGAUAUAGUGAUUUAUUCCACGAAGCUGAUAAAUCAUUCAACGAUGUUAUAAAGUGAUGGGGGUGUCGUGGCUAGAGCGGUCUAGUGGCGCGGCGCGGGCGGGCGGCGCGCGCGUGCGGGCGGGCGCUUGCGCGGGCGCGUAGGGCGGCGCGGUGGCGGCUGCGCGCGCGGCGGGUGCGGCGGCGCAUGCACGCCACCGGCCACACGGACCGCUCGGGCGGCGGCGGCGGCGGCGGCUCCUGGCGCCUCCCGCCCGACGAGACGCUGCAGGUCGCCGACCCCAAGUCUGCCAAGGAAGACGAUCUAUACCCGGGAGAUGGCCACAACUGGAGGAGCAUCAUAUUCUCGCUGAUGGUCAUCAGUUUUGUGAUAGCUGGCAUAGUGACAGCAAUUUACUUAUUAGGCUAUGUGGACGAGUUGCUGUACUGGUCGGGGCGGCGCAUGCGGCUGGACGAGUUCCUGCGCGGCGACCUGACGGGGGAGCGGCUGCCCAGCACGUGGGUGAGCGCGCACCAGCUGGUGUACCAGGCGGACGACGGCGGCCUGCUGGCGCUCGACACCUUCAACAACACCCUCAGCGUGCUCGUCACCAACCACACGCUAAGGCAACUCAACGUUCGCGGUUACCAGUGUUCCCCAAACUUGCGCUAUGUGCUCUUCCAACACAAUAUCAAGGAGGUUUAUCGACGGACUUUUACAGCGCACUACACAGUUUAUGACGUCACAAAUGACCACCACAUCCCGCUGUUCGGCGAGGGCCAGAGCAGUUGGGAGUGGCAGCACGCGGCGUGGCUGGGCCCGCAGGGCGCGCUGGUGUUGGCGGCCGACAACGAGGUGCUGUACCGGCCUGCGCCGCCCGCGCGCCGCGCGCCUCUGCUGCACCUCACCACCGACGCCAGCCCCGGCCGCGUCUACAAUGGUGUCUCCGAUUGGUUAUAUCAAGAAGAGGUGACAAAAACCUCAUCAGCGACUUGGGGCUCGUCCGACGGCACGUUCGUGAUGUACGUGCAGUAUGACGACAGCAAGGUGUCGGAGCUGAUGUUCCCCCGCAUGUCCAACGGCAUCGGCGGCGCUGGAGCCACCAGAUCCGGCUACCUGCUGCCCACCGCUAACAAUAGCCUGCCUUCUGUGUUUCCUGACCACGUGUCUGUUAGGUAUCCUACGCCUGGCAGUUCUAUACCACAAGCGAAGUUAUCGAUUGUGGCAGUCCAAAACGUAACUUCACCUCCAAGAUGGGAAGUCAAACCUCCUAAUACUUUAGAUGGCAUGGAAUAUUAUCUCAUAUCAGCUCAGUGGGUAGGCAAAGAAAAUUCUCAUAUAGGUGUAGUUUGGAUGAAUAGAGCGCAGAAUCUCACUGUGUACAGUAGCUGUUAUGCACCAAAUUGGACCUGUACAGAGACGCAUUCAGAGAAAGCUACUGACGAACCCUGGUUGGAAGUUCACGAACAGCCCGUGUAUUCGGAAGAUGGCAGUGCCUUCCUACUUUUAGCGGCAGUGCAAGAAGGCGGUGGUCAAUAUUACACACACAUCAAACAUGUAGAUGUUCUGAGACAACGUAUGGCUGUCCUAUCACAUGGUAAAGUCGAAGUCGCCAAAAUCCUGGCAUGGGACCAGGAGAAUCAUUUAGUUUAUUAUUUAGGUAGCGCAGAGAGACCGGGCCAAAGACAAGUUUACGUGGUCCGCGAUCCAAAUUACGGUGGUGGGAGCAACUCUGUGAGAGCUCGCGCCGAACGCGAAGAACCCCGUUGUCUGACGUGCGAGCUGGCAGUGUGGCCCGCUCGGUUGCACUAUGCUAACUGCACCUUCUGGAGUGCCAUAUUCUCCCCCGCCAGACCGAAGCUUGGUAUUACCCAUUAUGUUCUGGAAUGUGGGGGGCCGGGACCGCCACUCGCGGGACUUCACGACGCUAGAACACAUAAGUUAGAGAGAAUAUUAUACGAUACGAGGCCUUAUAGAUCAGUACGAUUACGUGAGUUGGCGUUGCCCACUCGGAGAUCCUUCGACGUGCAGCUGAGCAGCGGGUCCCGCGCGCGCGUGCAGCUGUUCCUGCCGCCCUCGUGGCGGGAGGAGCUGCGGGACGCUGCGUUUCCUGUCCUCGUUCAAGUGGACGGGCGACCCGGCAGUCAGCAAGUCACCGACGAGUUCCUCUUAGACUGGGGAACGUACAUGUCCUCACGUAACGACGUAGUGUACGUUAAAUUAGACGUGGCGGGCGCGCGCGGCCUUCCCCGCGCGCUGCUGCGUGGUCGCCUCGGCGGGGUCGAGGUGGCUGAUCAGUUGGCUGUUAUUAGAUAUUUAUUAGACACAUUCAAAUUUCUGGACGUGACGCGGGUGGCGGUGUGGGGCUGGGGCUACGGCGGCUACGUGACGGCCAUGCUGUUGGGCUCGCAGCAGGCCACGCUCAAGUGCGGUAUCGCCGUGUCGCCCAUCACCGACUGGUUGUACUAUAACGUAGCAUUCACGGAGCGCAUCCUGGGCCAGCCAUCGGUGAACUACAAGGGGUACGUGGAGGCGGACGCGUCGCAGCGCGCGCACCACGUGCCGCGACACGCCCUGUACCUCAUCCACGGCAUGGCGGACAUGAGCGCGCCCUACCCACACGCGCUGCAGCUGGCCCGGGCGCUCACUGAUGCCGGCGUGCUGUUCCGACAUCAGGCUUACGCUGACGAAGGGCACGACCUCAAAGGCGUCAUCGAGCACGUUUACCGAUCCAUGGAAGAUUAUCUCCGAGAGUGCCUGUCUCUUGACCCCGAAGACACCAAGCUGCCUCCGCCAGAUAGAUAAAAUUAUACCCACUUAGACAAAGUGUCGCAUAAAACACUAUUCUAUAGUCUGGCAGGUUCAUUGAUGACACUCCCAUGAUAUGCGGGCGACGGGGGGAAAGACUGCGCGGGUGUGAAAUCGUGCGUGCGGGGAAGUGAGGUGCAUCAUUCGUGGGUUUUUCAUUCAUCACUACACGCCCCCCGGCCCGCGCGGACUAUCGGGAGUGUUACGAACGAAGUUGCCAAGCUAUACCAUUCUAGGUUACGUGAUAUAUUUGUUAUCAUAAUUAUUAUUCUGUAAAUAUGUAAAUUGAAAUAGUAAAUUAAAUUAUUGUGUUCUUCAUAAUGUUAAGUUUAGUUUACGCCUUCAAUUGAAGUUAGAUAGAGAAAAAAAUAUGGUGACGUAUGUAUGUAGUUAAUAAUUUAGGACAAAUGUAAACUGCAGGCCUAACAUGCGCGCCACGACAUAUCUCGUGAAGACUAAUCGACCAAUAGCGGCCGCAACGGAAAUAUCGUACUCUCUUUCGUCCCGACAGAGGUGGCCUCCAUGGCGCAGUGGUAUGCGCGGUGGAUUUACAAGACUGAGGUCCUGGGCUUAAUCCCCGGCUGGACCGAUUGAGGUUUUCUUAAUUGAUCCAGGUCUAGCUGGUGGAAGGCUUCGGCCGUGGCUACCAUCCUACCGGCAAAGACGCGGUACGUCUAUCAAGCGAUUUAGCGUUUCGGUACAAUGUUGUGAAACCGAAAUGGGUGUGGAUUUACAUCCAACGCCUAACAAGUUAGCCCGCUGAUCUUAGAUUAUAUCGUCACUUACCAUCAGGUGAGAUCAGAUCAAGCUAACUUAAAAUGAAUAAAAAAAAGCAAAAGUGAUAUUUCCAGUGCUGCGCUAUUGAACGAUUUGCUUUCACGCGAUAAUGUCGUGGGUAGUAUGUUAGGCCUACUGAAGCGUUACGUAACUACGAGUAUUAAUCUAAAUAUCGAAAGUAAAUGAGGGUGUCAAAAUGGAUAUCAAAAAAGACUUCAGACCUAACCUAUGUUGUUACUGAAUCAUCUAACAAUAAUUGUCCAUUGUGACAUCAGUAUACAAACUAAAGGUUAUCAUGGCCGGUAUUAAAAAAGGUUUAAUAUUGUUUUUGUACUGAUUAUUAAGUAUUUAGUGCUUACCCUAAACAAAUUCCGUGCACACCACUGUAGCUACUUAAUUCUUUGAUACUACAGCUAAUAUCCCUCACUAUACAACUCGUGCGACGAUCUAACCAAAACUUGAAUCCUCCAUCUGAACCCUGGAGACGAUGAUUUGUUAACAAUGCUGAAUUUUGUAUAUAAUCUGGAGGUAUGCUCUACUUCUAUAUCGUCGAUCGAGAUGUAAUAGCUCGUACGUGCAAACUGACGAACUUUACAGGAGAGACAAGAAACAUCUUUUAGGUGUCACUAAAAGUCGUUUUAUGCGACCAAAAACGUUUAUAAUGUAUGUACUACAAGAUAUUUACGGGCUACCACCGGAAAAGCUGAAAACCAAAAAUUGUUAGUUACGAGGUAUCACAUCUAAGCCGACGAUAUGAUUUCUUAGAUAUAUUAUUCAUCUGAAUCCUGAAGCGGUUUUAGUACAUUAGCAAUUAUUUUCUACUUCCUAUCAGAGAGCAUAAACUUUACUUUCUAACCUUGAAUACCAAUAAGUUGAUUUUACACCAGAAAAAGUGUUUUUAUAUAAACGUAAAACAACAGGAAAUCAUUAAGACUUGCUUACAAAAGAACCUAUUUACAAAAAUAUCAAAUAGUUUUCAAGUUAGAUACGAAAACUUUACGCAGGUAAAGUCGAUAUCGUCUGCUAGUAUACAAUAUUUAGUAAAUAAAAGUAUGUAUUACUUAAUCAUCUUAUGAUUACUAUAAAGAGUUCACUUCGUUAUAAAUUUGCAAAUCAAAAUGUAAAAAGUAUGUAUUUUAUAGGAUAUCGAUACAAAAAAUCGGAAUAAGUAAUUUAUUUAACAAAAUCGUUCUUAAAAGUAAUGUCAAUAAAAUGCGGCUUUUGCAACUUUCGCCUUUAUGUCGUCUUUACUAAAUUUCACUUAAAUCUAGAUUUUAACUAAAAAAAAUCUCAUCAUGGUUGCCAUUCUAUUCAAUCCAAGUCAAUUUUGUAUUCCGACGGCGUUGAUAGGGAAGUCUUUCGUGGAAAUUUUAAAUUAUUCGACCAUGUAGUACGAGAAGAAAUACAUACUCUAAUCUGUAAUUUAUUUGGGGUAAGGGGGGUAAUAUAAGAGCAAAAAUAUUCACAUUGACACAUUGCAAAUAGGUUGCAUACUAAAAUUGCGGACGAAUAAUAUUAAAGCUACUUGAGUUUUUUUUUUAAUCUACUUCAUUCAUUGGUUAAUUAAGACAUAGUACACUAGUUACACUAACAGAAUUGAAAACGUAAAAGAUGCCUGCUUUCACGCUGCAAUUGUGGGGUUGCCAGAUAUAAAGAUUUGAAUUAAAUACCCUAAUCCUAAAUUAUUUAAAAACCCAUCAGUUAUUUAAUGGUCUAAUAUGUCAAACGAAAGCUUAUUUUAUUUAAGUUGCCCUUGAUCUAGUCCAAAGUUACCUAGGUUUUGUGAAAAAAAAUUGUAUGGCUGCCAGACAACUGCAAUUUAACUAGGAGUGACUUAGAGACUUGCAAUGUGUCAUUGUGAAUAUUAUCUAACACUUAUUUUUUAUCACUAAUAAAAAUAACGGUUAAGGGUAUAUAUUUGUCCUGCCGUAUGUUAAACGAAUGUAACACUUCAGCACUUCAUUAAUUUAUAAAUUAUUCAUUUUGACAUAGAACGUUAAUGCAGAAUGCGAACCUGCAGCUUACUGAUAUUAUAUACCUAAAAGAUAUAAAAUAAAAGAUAGUAAAACAAAUAUUGCGUCGACAACUGUAUCAAUUUUAUUGAGAUCCUAAUAGAACAGAUUCAUAAGACUUGUCAUCCAAUCCUUUUUCACAAAACAUUUUAAAGAGGUUUGCGCCACCCUAGCUAAUCUGAACUUUACCUGGAUACCUUAAUACUAUAAUGUGAUCAUAUUCAUAGCGAUACGAGCUUUACUUCCUAGGCUUUACUGUAACCUGUAGUCCUUUCUACUUCCAUCUUUAUAAAUCCACGGCCUGUAGCCAUGUGGCACGUCGAUUCCCUUUCUACAAUCACUAACGCUUCGAAAACUAGCAAAAUGUAUGGGGAUGACAGAUCCGAUCGACAACUUGAUCACGUGACUGUCGAUGGUGAAUGUCAUUGCCGUACAUUUUGUUAGUUUUGUAGAAAAGGAAUGGACGUGCCACAUUGCCUGAACAGUUAGAUACAUUAAUGAAGAGUUAAUGAUUAUAGCUACCUACCUUUGAUUUUUAUAAUAUACAUAGUGAAUAAAAAAUAUUUCAUAAAGAAUAAUGAGGAGCUUAUCAUUUAGGGAAUCUAUUAGGCAUUUACAAGAUAGCAGUUCUGUUUGAUCAUGAGUUACAGAUUUUUAAAGUUACUUUUUAUACAGUAAAAAACACUGUUUAAAGUACCUCUUACGAUAAAAUAUAUUAAAAUAACAUUAGUUAGAUGUGUAAUCGAAAGUUUCAUAUUGUAAUUUUUAGAAAUGAAGUGACCUUGAUCAUCCCUGAUCCUCAGCUGCUUUUGCUCCAUUAAAUCAUCUCCGAUCUUUCCUCUUAGUCGAUAAGUUGUAAAACAAUUCUUACAUUUCAAUUUUUUAAAGCAAAUACGUCUUUGUAACAAACUUUAGUGGCAAUUAAGUGUGAAUGUAAGUAUCAUAAACCUAAAAUCGCUACUUAUACACAAGAAUCAUAGCAGACUCUAAAACCCUAAAGCUUAGAUGGUACCUACACUGUUAUACCAACCGAAUCUUAGCCUAUUUACAUAGCGGAUACCAAAAGUUAUAGUGCUCGCCACGGAUCUUUAUGUUUGUGAAGUUAGCUGCAGAAUGAGUAUAGAUCGUGUCUAGCCGGCUCCCCGCCCGCGUCGUUUGUACCGUUAUUGAUUCAUUGCGCAGUCAUUUGUUGCUAACUUCACAAACACAAUAUCUCGUGGCGGGCACUGUACAUCAGACAGUUUAUUAUUUGUGUAAUCUCAGAAAAUUGUAAUAUGUAACGUAAUAGACUCAACAAUACUGGGUUAACAAUUUUAAAUAUUAAGCAUGUACAAAGUAGAAUAAAAUGAGCUAGAAAUCGCCUUCUUGUUAUAGGCAAUGAAAAGUUGGUGUGAAUCUACUGUUCAACCGUUUGCAAUGAUAAAUAAUAAGAUACUGUAUGCGAUAAUAUUGUUCUAGGCUAUCCAGUAUCCACUGACGAGAUAUGCCUUGAAAUUAAGAGCACAAAUUAUUAUAUUGGCAAAUUCGUUAAUGACAGUUCCAUGAUAUGCCUGCGACGAUAGGGAAGGACUGCGCGGGUAUGAAGUCGUGUGCGCGGAGCAUCGCUACCCUCCUCCCGGCCUCCGCGGACCACGGAGUGUUACGAACGAAUUUGGCAAGCGAUAUAAGUCAAUCUAUUCCAGGACUACCAUGUGGUUUAAGAUGUAGUGAAAAGAUGAGGGUGACAGACCAUGAGCGUUUGUGGGUAUAAAUUAAGCAACGUCAGUUGCUUUAGUUUUACACACAUACUGCUUGUAAACGUUUGUUUGUAUAUCCAAAACCAGAGACGACUUCCUGGAAUAGAUUAAUUAAUAAAAAUAUAAUAUUGCGACCAAUCAAAAUGGAUUAUAUUUGUCCGUCAAAAUUAACACGAGUAUGAAAGUAGUUCGAGAAAUUCAUGCAACAAUAGUGGCGCCAAUCGUAAACCUUCAUACUAAACUAAAUUAGCUUUAUCUAAUGUUCUACAAGGAUUGUGAUUUAAACUCGAUCGCGUUAAUUUAGUUUAAUUUGAAGAUCGAUUAUGUACUGCAUCAAUCUUUUCUCGUGUUUCAUUGAUCCUUUUUUAAUUGGUCUGAUAAGAGAUAGCACGUGCUGUAAAACAAAUUGGAUAUGUGUAUGAACGAUGUAGAUGUUGUUAAUUUCAUCUAAAUCUAACUGACGUAAGUAGGUAAUUCGUUGUUGUUGUAUAGAAAUAAUUGUCAGCCGAUAUUUGUUAAGUGUUAUCGGAUACCUGCAUAGACGCAUAUCGUACAUUCCAUGUUUGUGAAGACUGCCAAUUUGGUCUAAAUUUUACAAUUAAAAUACCUACGAUAUGUCGAAGACGUUAAUUUCAAUCGCCGUUAUGGUCUUAAGGAUGCUGUGAUUCUUCUAUUGCAAAAUUUUAUCAAUAUUGUAUUGGAUAUAUUAAAUAAAAUUAUAUCUGCAUCUGAUAUACGUAGGGCCUAGUCAAAUCGAAUUCGUUGUAAUUAUUAAAUAUAAUAUUUCUAAGAUAAACGUGAAUUUAAUACUUUUGAAAUUCUUCCAUAAUUAAAAUAUAAACUAUAUUGCUUUGCCCAAAAAUUGUAUAACAAACCUAGACAAUAUAUUACGGGCUAUGUAUACAUCACAAACAUAUGAAAUUUUAUAGUUAUUAUAAAACGAGAGAGUUCGGAAACCGGGUGCUUUAAAUUUUACAUCAUGUUAUAUUCAUUUCUUUAGCGGAUGGUCUAUAGUUAUACAAAAUAAUAAUAGUUAUUAUGAAACAUAUUGGCAUGCCAAAUACGAGUACCGUAUUGAAUAAACUUUACGUAUAUAACGGUAUAAUACAUUUUGCAGAUCGUGCUCACUUACGAGGUUGUACUUUGAGAAUCGACUCCAUUAAAAUAAAAGGAAAUGAAGUUUUCAGUAAAUAACACCAAUUUAAUACGUGUAGAUAAUUGUAUUAAAUUAUAUGACAGGUUGUUAUUAACCAAUAAUAGCACAAAUCGAUCUACAAACUCGAUUUAAUGCACGCCGCUUCUCUCUAUGGUCACCCUUUUUUCGUAAAUAAAGCCCUAGUCUUCCAGAGUAGCGAAAGCUUCCGACACUAUAUAUAAUACUUUUGGGGCAAGAAUGUAGGGAACUAUGUGAUGACUAUGUCAAUUAUUUCCUUAUCUCAAACCUGGUCAGCUACGUUUUUGUUCAUUUCGUAAGUAACAUUUCUCUUGUAAAUUAGUUUAGAUUUCUAUCCUAGUUUCCUCAGAUUCAAUGGAUGUGGUACGAGUAAUAAAUGUCGAUCAGUAACGCGUCUUUUAGAAUCCUUCUGCGCAACUGAACUGGACUCAGCACAUUGAUGCAAGUUUUGAUAUAAUUCAAUCCAUCCACGAUUCGCAAUAUAGCUUAAAAAUAUGGAAAAAUAAUGUGCAGAGUGCAGUUUACUUGCACUGCAGUGUAGUGUCCGCCUUCGUAACUAUAGAGUGUCGCGGAUUGCGCCUUAGCAAUUAGAUCGGUGGCAAGCGCGAUGUCGAAUACAAUAAAUUAUUUAAGUGAAAUAUUUUUUUUAAAUACCUAACUGAUGGAUAAUUUAGUAUAUUGUUGGCUAGAUUUGCAUGACUAAUAUUAUCGUACCAACCACUGUUUAGGAUUAUUUUAAUUUCUUGGGCAAUUCUAAAAUACUUUUAUGAGUAUAUACUAUGCAAGUACAUAUAUAUUUCAGAAACAUUAGUUAAUUCACGUUUAUUGAAUUUGAAUAGACCCCAUACAUAUUAAUUAUUGUAUUCUGCAUUGCGCCGUUUGAUGGCCAUAGAGAAAAUUAUAUUCUACGUUGUUGUUAAUCAGUGUUAUAAAUCUUAUCGUCUCGUUUAAGAGUUACAGUGUUGUAUAGAUCAGUAUGUUUAUUUGUAAAUUCUGAGAUUAUUCUGUUAUUAAUGUAAAAUUUCUUUAAAUAAAUAAAAUUUUCAUAAUCGUU
Molecule: messenger RNA, 10319 nt
Organism: Bicyclus anynana (squinting bush brown)
Lineage: Eukaryota; Metazoa; Arthropoda; Insecta; Lepidoptera; Nymphalidae
Product: inactive dipeptidyl peptidase 10
Exons: 18
Coding region: 966-3563 (865 amino acids)
Biological process (GO): proteolysis
Molecular function (GO): serine-type peptidase activity; dipeptidyl-peptidase activity
Source: RefSeq, a predicted model, not a curated record